Molecule: messenger RNA, 3212 nt
Organism: Pelobates fuscus (common spadefoot toad)
Lineage: Eukaryota; Metazoa; Chordata; Amphibia; Anura; Pelobatidae
Product: involucrin-like
Exons: 6
Coding region: 692-2980 (762 amino acids)
Biological process (GO): SCF-dependent proteasomal ubiquitin-dependent protein catabolic process; glycoprotein catabolic process
Cellular component (GO): SCF ubiquitin ligase complex; cytoplasm
Molecular function (GO): ubiquitin protein ligase activity
Source: RefSeq, a predicted model, not a curated record
AUGUUAAAUAUCACCCAGGUGUUUGUCAGGCUCAGGUAAGUCAGUGACUCCUGCCAGGUAUAGCUGUGAGGAGGUGACAUCACAUCUAAUACCAGCCUUGAAGCUGUCAUUUAACGCAGUUUGUCACAACACUCCCUGUAUCUCAUCUUGGGCACAGCUCCCUCCCACACCUGGGCUCAGCCCACAUUGGGAGGUUAAUCCUGCCGCCUGAAUAGGCAAUCACAGGAGGGAGCAGCAUCUUCCAAACAGGAAAAGGACAGCUAGCAACGGAAUCAGUGACUGCGAGGAGAAGGGAAGAGAAUAUAACCCUUCAGGGAGCAAACAUAGCUGGGGAGACAGAACCCUGAGUUAGAGCUGGGGAGACAGAACCCUGAGUGAUAGACCUGGGCGAGACAGAAGCCUGUGAUAGAGCUGGUGGAGAUAGAACCCUGAGUGAUAGAGCUGGGUGAGACAGAACCGUGAGUGAUAGAGCUGGGCGAGACAGAAGCCUGUGAUAGAGCUGGUGGAGAUAGAACCCUGAGUUAGAGCUGGGGAGACAGAACCCCGAGUGAUAGAGCUGGUGGAGAUAGAGCUAGGGGAGACAGGCACUGGGGUGCAUAGCUGACUGGGUUUUGGAUAGGAGAUUUUGUUGUGGUACAGUAUAUAGUAGUGGAGAGCAUAGAGCCCACAGUGAAGGAGAGGAACGAAGAAGAUGGAUGACAAGACUGCCUCAGGUAGGGAAAUCCACGGCGAGAAUGAGAGUGCUGAAAUAAAUGUGAGACAGCUACACACCUCUUUAACAGAUCAUGGAGAAAAAAGUAAGACGUUACAAAGACUACCGGAGAAACCAAAACAAACCGGUGAGACAGCUCUGGAACAAGACAAGCACAAAGAGACUGCUUUGGAACCAGAGGGACCUAACAAGAAAGAUCAGAAACAGAAGGAACAUUCAGAGAUUGCUUUGGACAAAGAUAAACCCCAAGAGACAGCUCCCAAACAAGACAAGCUCAAAGGGAGCUCUUUACAACAAGAGAAACACAAAGUGUUAACGGACAAUUUAGGACAGGAGACUGAGAAAGAGAAAGCUAUACACGAAGAGACCCAUAAACAGUCAUCUCUAGAUCAAGUGACCUCUAAAGAUUUAGAAAAAGGGGCCAAGAAAGAGACAACUCAACAUCAAGAGACUCGUAAACAGACAUCUCUAGAACAGGACAUCCAUAAAGACACAAAUCUAGAACAAGGGACUAAGAAAGUGACCAUUUCACAACAAACCCAUAAACAGUCUGCUCUAGAACAGGAGACCAAGAAAGAGACCACUAAGCAGCCAGCUCUAGAACAGGAGACCAAGAAAGAGACCACUAAGCAGCCAGCUCUAGAACAGGAGACCAAGAAAGAGACCACUAAGCAGCCAGCUCUAGAACAGGAGACAAAGAAAGAGACCACUAAGCAGCCAACUCUAGAACAGGAGACCAAGAAAGAGAUCACUAAGCAGCCAGCUCUAAAACAGGAGACCAAGAAAGAGACCACUAAGCAGCCAGCUCUAGAACAGGAGACCAAGAAAGAGACCCAUAAGCAGCCAGCUCUAGAACACAAGAUUAAGAAAGAGACUCAUAAGCAGGAAGCUCUAAAACACGAGACUGAGAAAGAAACCCAUAAGAAGGCAGCUCUAGAACAGGAGAUCAAGAAAGAGACCCAUAAGCAGGCAGAUCUCAAGCCAGAACAUGAGCUCCCAAAACAGGCAGCUCUAGAACAGAAUACUCUUAAACAAACAGUUGCAGACCAGGAGCAGUGCCAAGAGACAGCUCAAAAACAGAACAAAUUUAACAGGAAUUCUCUAAAACAGGAGCCAACGAAAGAACAAACUCAGAAUGAAGGCCAGCACAAAGAAACAACAUUAAAACAAGAGACAUCUCUAGGACAGAAGGAGCACAAUGAGACAUCUGCAGGCCAGAACAAGAACAAAGAGACCGCUCAAAGUCCCUUAGAACAGGAAAAACACAAAGAGACUGUUCAAGAAGAGAUGGCCCAUGGCACCAAGACAGAUAACGAGUCUGGUAAACACAAGCAGACACAAAAGGGACAGAAGGACCAGAUAAAAACAGAGAGUGCUGAUAUAAAAGAGACUGUCCCGGAACAGAUAGGAUGCAAACAGAUACGCCAGGGACAGCAGGAAAAGAUAGAGACCGUAAAAGAAAAAAAGACAGCUGAGGAGGGAAAGAGUAUAACAGAGUGUGCAGAGGUAGCGCACCCUGUGCUUAUACCCCCACUGCCAGAACCUGAGACCCCACAGGGGUGGCUGGACCUCUGUGACAAAGAGUGGGGUCUGCGAGACAGAAAAAUCCCGUUUCUAGAGAGUGCAGACUGGAAACACAUCUACAAAAAGAGACCGUUUGGGAGAAACUUCCUGAAAAGUCCAAAUCCUGAGCGUUUGUCGACAUAUCAGCCGCCCCCACAGGAGGCAUGUGACCCUCCACCCCAGAGAAGACCCUUGGAGACAUUAGGUGAUUUCAGUGGUUGGACGAUCACUACUGAGGAAAUUCCUGUGGAUAGGAGCAAAGUGCCCCCUGGGGUAGUUGUUUGUUAUUUGCCCAUUUACAGUUGGUGCGUGAAGGAGCAGUUGGUGGAUCUGGUGUCUGAAGGUCUGUGGGCCGAGUUGCUGGAUUCAUACCAGCCUUAUAUCUACGUCCUGGACUGGUAUGAAGACAGCAAACUGCACAGACAGGUGUAUGAGAUGCACGUCACCUUGCUGGCAGCAGACAAGACAACGGUGAUCGCAAGGCAUGACCUGAUCCCAGAGAAUGACAUGAGUGGGGACCCCAGCGGCUGGAACCCAGUCUCUCACAUAUUUAAAUCCUACGGGGCAGGAGUUCGUUACGUCCAUUUCUUACACAAGAGUAAGGAUCUGUCUGUCCUGGGAUUUCACCGAACGCGCAUUGCUGACAGCACUUUGUUUGUUCAACUUCGGGAUCUAGAUAUACCAACAGAGACCCCCCCUCAAUAAAAAUCUCUGACAGAGAGUAAACAAACCCCCCCAAACAAAAAUCUCCACGGACAGAAAAUGACCCCAAAAAAGUCAAAGUAAGGGAAAGAUCUCAACAGAACAUGUAUCUGCCGAACUGGGCCCAAACGAAGAUUGGGAAUGGCGUCUCGGUGAAUGAACUGUGGACAAUACGUGGAUCAAUAAUAUGAGAGAAUUAUAUUCUUAUAUCUGAAUAAAACAGAACACAUUGAAA